Molecule: messenger RNA, 1161 nt
Organism: Mycena citricolor
Lineage: Eukaryota; Fungi; Basidiomycota; Agaricomycetes; Agaricales; Mycenaceae
Source: the annotation of a GenBank genome assembly
UGCUUUUUCCCGCCUACGCCGACUCCCAUCUUGCUGGCUUCCAGCGUCCUCACGACACCUGACGACACCUUGCCCUCUGCUCCGGAAACGCUCAAUAAAGCUCUGCCGACUAGGUCUUGGCAGCUCGCCCGAUGUCUGCAUCAUCUUCAUUCCAGACGGCUACACUCUCCGGUGUCACCUCGGGCGCAUCGAGCCUGUUCUCUAGCACGUUCAGUGCCCCAUCCGCGACGGCUCCCAGCAUCGUCUCUAAUCCAUUCAGCUCUCCUACCUCAUCCGCGUUUGGACCCGGUGUGAGCGGGGGUCCCGGGGAUGGCAGUCCUAGUAACGGGGGCAGUGGGAUUCAGGUCUCCGCCAAGCUCUAUCUCUACACCUUUCUCGCCACACUGAUCCUCCUGCUCGCCGUCUCGGCCGCUAUCGUCGCGCGCUCAUUGGUUCUGCGCAGGCGGCACCAGCGCUUUGUUGAUGAGGCGAUCGCGAAUGGAACGCUGUUGCCCCCGGCUGGCAGGGUCAGGAUCGACUUGAAGAAGAAGCCUAGACUACACGACGCAUGGCUCUCACCGCCAAUACCGAGCACGUUGAAGGCCCGUGUCAGUGGAUCUUUAGCUGCUGGCGAGUCGCUGGACUGGGAGGAAAUCAGGCCCUUCGCGGCAUCUUACAUACCGCCCGCAUCUUCGAACUCGUUGCCACGUGCAACCCCCGCCGGUUUGCUGCGCGCGAACUCCAACUUCAAUGCAGCCACAUCCACUGGGACAACACCUAAUUCCGCUGCACUUGGACAUUUCCCUCCCGACCUGGAAGCCACCUACGACGACCUGGACCCGCCUAAAGCACGCGUCUCCGUCCUCCUCGCCAUGCCGACUCCUGACCUGUUCCCUGUCGAAUCCACACCGUCCGAGCAGCCCACAUGGCUACGACCCUACGCUCAUGCCGAUGCAGUCGACGACGACGAUAUCCCUUUACCGUGGCUGGAGAUGGGUAUUAGCAUUGUCACGGUUGUGCCUGCCGGAUCCAUCAGCUCGGAUGUAGGCGGGAAGGAUAGUGAAGGGAGUGGGGAGGGCGAUUCGACGUAGCCAUUGAUCUCAUGUACAUACGCUCUGUAGCUUUCAUUGUUGAUUCUUAGACUGUAUCCCGACAGCCAUCUUUCGAGUACACGACUUGGAA